Austrofundulus limnaeus is the source of this 2168-nucleotide messenger RNA. RefSeq names its product protein Wnt-7a. Lineage: Eukaryota; Metazoa; Chordata; Actinopteri; Cyprinodontiformes; Rivulidae. Gene Ontology annotation, biological process: neuron differentiation; cell fate commitment; canonical Wnt signaling pathway. Gene Ontology annotation, molecular function: frizzled binding; cytokine activity. Gene Ontology annotation, cellular component: extracellular region. The record is from RefSeq and is a predicted model, not a curated record.
UGGAUGUUUUUCCUCAUUUUGGACUUCCUUUGGAACUACCUGGGCUGAGACCGAGCGGAGACUUUUACCAGGAGCCGAACCGAGUUCUUCACCGGUGCAUGAGACUGAAAACUGGGCCGCAAUGAGUCGGAGAACACGGCGCUGGAUUUUAAGAGUUUUGCUUUGUUUGGGGAUUGUUUACUUGAAAAUUGGAGGCUUUUCGUCGGUGGUGGCCCUGGGUGCGAGUAUAAUCUGUAACAAGAUCCCCGGUUUGGCUCCCAGACAGCGGAUUAUCUGCCAGAGUCGCCCCGAUGCCAUUAUCGUCAUCGGAGAGGGGGUCCAAAUGGGCAUCAACGAGUGCCAGUUCCAGUUCAAGAACGGCCGCUGGAACUGCUCCGCGCUCGGGGAGAGGACCGUCUUCGGAAAAGAGUUGAAAGUGGGCAGUAAAGAGGCUGCGUUUACCUACGCCAUUAUCGCAGCCGGCGUGGCACACGCCAUCACGGCCGCCUGCACACAGGGUAACCUGAGCGACUGUAGCUGCGACAAGGAGAAGCAGGGUUUCUACAGCAAAAACCAAGGAUGGAAGUGGGGGGGCUGCUCGGCGGACGUCAGCUACGGCCUGGGCUUCUCCAAAGUGUUCAUCGACGCGCGGGAGGUCAAGCAGAAUGCCCGGACGCUGAUGAACCUUCAUAAUAACGAGGUCGGACGCAAGGUUCUGGAAAAGAGCAUGCGCCUGGAGUGCAAGUGUCACGGUGUCUCGGGUUCCUGCACGACCAAAACCUGCUGGACGACCCUUCCCAAGUUCCGCGAGCUCGGCUACCUCCUCAAGGAGAAAUACGCCCACGCGGUGCACGUGGAACCAGUCAAAGCUAGCCGCAAAAAGCAACCCAAGUUCCUCAAACUCAAGAAGACUCACUCUUACCGGAAGCCUUCGGACACGGACCUGGUGUACAUAGAAAAGUCGCCCAACUACUGCGAGGCGGACCCUUUGACCGGGAGCCUGGGGACGCAGGGGCGGGUGUGCAACAAGACAAUGAUGCAGCACAUCAGCGGCUGCGACCUGAUGUGCUGCGGCCGGGGCUACAACACACACCAGUACUCCCGCGUCUGGCAGUGCAACUGCAAGUUCCUGUGGUGCUGCUACGUCAAAUGCAACACGUGCAGCGAAAGGACAGAGGUGUACACGUGUAAGUGAGAGUAUUUAUUGAUAGGGUAGGGACAAUUUCAUGAGCGGUUUUAUUCCUGGACACAAAAGAAUCAAGUCUGCUGUGCGACGUAGCUGGAGACGGAGCGUCACGGUUGUUUUGCACACAAAGCUCUUCAUCCCUUGUUCACGGACUGUGUGCUGGGAUGCAGUCAGUAACACUGGAAAUGAAAAACAAAAAAGAAACCGUAGCCUGACAUGUGGCACCGGGCUACACUUCUGGAUGUUUUUUUCACUGUUUGAACUUUGAGGUGAAGCUCGGCAGACACCCUGCUGCAGUUUCCCCCGCUCCUCUGCACAGAUGAAAUAGCCAUUUUGAAAUAUUUAACAUUCUGUAUCUAGUGAAUGAGAAUUAUUAAUAUUAAUUUAUUCUGUAAAGAACUACAGAUUUUGUCCGAUAUGGCUCAAAAUUAGCUAAAGUUUUUUAUUUUAUUUUUUUAGUUUGUUAGAGGGAUAAAACUUAUCCACAGUUAACACACUGGAUUCAAGGCUGCCUGUUCUCUGCUGUAGUCGCCUCUCUUUUGACCGUUAGUUUUCCCCUUCCCUCUGUUUGCUGCUAGUCUAGAAAAUCCCUCCUGUCGAGGCAGAAGUCUGUAACUGCUGACUUCAGUGGCGACGUCCACUUCAAGCUGAUUUGACUGGAAAUAUAAACCGAUCAAAAACACGAGCACAAUUUUCCACGUUUGGUUAAUAUAGAGUAUAUAUUUGUAAAGGCCUAUUUUUCUAUGAAUGUUUUUAUUUAUAUCUUUUUUUUUUCAUACUCUGCGUCACGCGUAGACCCAGAGACGUGUUUUAUGAACCCCUGUGAACAACAUAAAAAGAAAAAAAAAAGCUGAUUUAUUGUAAGUUGGCCCAAGCUGUCACUGCCAAGACUGUAUAUUGUACAGGAUAGAGACUGUUUAUAUGUGUCUGUGUUCAAACGUCUGUGUUUACUGCAUUUCAUAACUACUACUGAUGGAAUACAGGAACAGAUUAACACCAGCAA